Nestor notabilis (Kea) is the source of this 1614-nucleotide messenger RNA. It is a transcript of the gene ACOX3, whose product is annotated as acyl-CoA oxidase 3, pristanoyl. Gene Ontology annotation, molecular function: FAD binding; pristanoyl-CoA oxidase activity; fatty acid binding. The record is from RefSeq and is a predicted model, not a curated record. The annotation marks the transcript as partial. Gene Ontology annotation, cellular component: peroxisome. The transcript has 14 exons. Lineage: Eukaryota; Metazoa; Chordata; Aves; Psittaciformes; Psittacidae. Gene Ontology annotation, biological process: fatty acid beta-oxidation using acyl-CoA oxidase; lipid homeostasis.
AUGGCACCCACACUGAAAGAAGCUACUGGCAACCAAAGCUCAUGGGAUACUUUGCUACCAGAUUUCCCUAAAGGACCGCUUUGCAGAUAUCGUAGGAAAGCUUCCUUCAACUGGAAGGAGAUGGCAGUGUUCCUAGAUGGCGAAGAUGUCAUCCAGAUGAAGAAUAGAAUCUUCUCUGCUCUGGAAAGCGAUCCUCUAUUUGCACAUCGUCCUGGCGAAGAUUUGUGCCGUGAAAAAUAUCAGGAGCUGACAUUUCUGCGCUGUAAAAGGCUCUUUGAGUAUGAUUUUCUUACUCUGCAAGAGAUCACAGAGAACCCAUUAAAGAUAUUUAAUCUAAUGAUCUGUAUAGGAAUGUACGAUUGGUCUCCAUGUCUCCAGUACUUCUUACAUUGCAGUGUGUUUGCAGGUCCGAUUUUGAGUGCUUCUAAGAGGUUUGCAGACUUUGUGAAACAAAUUUAUAGCAUGGAGAUUUUUGGAUGUUUUGCUCUGACUGAACUCAGCCAUGGAACUAAUACCAAAGGCAUACGGACUACUGCCACAUUUGAUCCUAGCACUCAGGAAUUUAUCAUCAAUACUCCUGACUUUGAAGCUGCAAAGUUCUGGGUUGGUAAUAUGGGGAAACACGCCACUCAUGCAGUUGUGUAUGCUCAACUUUAUACUCCUGAUGGACAGUGCCAUGGACUACAUUCCUUUAUUGUACAGAUUCGAGAUACAAAAACUCUCCUACCAGUGCCAGGUGUGAUGGUAGGUGACAUAGGAAGAAAACUUGGGCAGAAUGGGUUGGAUAAUGGAUUUGCCAUGUUCCACAGUGUCAGGAUACCUAAAGAAAACAUACUGAGUAUAGCUGCAGAUGUCACACCUGAGGGGAAGUACUCAAGUUCAAUCAAGGAUGUUAAAGAGCGUUUUAGUGCAGCUCUGGGAUCCUUGUCCACUGGCAGAAUUUUCAUCACAGCAAUUUCCACUACCAAUUUAAAGCUUGCCCUGUCAAUAGCCGUUCGCUUCUCAGCAGCUCGCCGUCAGUUUGGACCAACUGAUGAUGAAGAAAUACCUGUUCUUGAAUACCAAAUGCAGCAAUGGCGUCUUCUUCCUUAUCUGGCUGCUGCAUAUGCCUUAGAUUAUUUCUCCAAAUCCCUGUUUGAGAACUUUGUAGAAUUUUAUGCAGGCUUAUUGACAAAGCAAAGGAGUCAGAGACAGGUUGAUAUGGGACGUGAGAUUCAUGCCUUAUCUGCACGAGAAGCUUGUGGAGGACAUGGUUACCUUGCCAUGAACCGUCUGGGUGAAAUCCGAAAUGACAAUGAUCCAAAUUGCACGUAUGAGGGAGAUAACAACGUCCUACUUCAGCAAACCAGCAACUACUUAAUGAGCUGGAUGGAUUGCAUAAGAGAUAAAGCUCCUUUUGAAUCCCCUUUUGGAACAAUAAAUGUUUUGCAAGACUACCAUCAUAUCCUUGGCUGGAAAUUCACAGCUGUUAGUGUUGAAGAUUGCAUGAACUCCUCAGUUCCUCUAGCAGCAUAUAAAUGGCUGGUUUGCUACCUGCUCCGAGAAAGUGACCUAAAGCUGAGCAAGGAGAAGCAGUCUGGGCGAAGUGAUUUUGAGGCAAAAAACAACUGUCAG